AUGGUUUCUCCAUCUGAGUUUUCUAGCAAUACCAGUAUUAUGGAAGAUAAACAAGAUUUAAUCAGCAAUUUGCCAAAUAAUGUCAUUGACAAGAUCAUAGAAAUCUUGCCACUAUCCGAUGCAGCCAAGAUGGGUGUGUUGUCUAGAAAUUGGAGGAACUAUUGGUUGAAUCUUGGUAGCCUUGUUUUUGAUGCUGAUUUUUCGAAAUCGCAGCGCGAUGACAAUGGAAAACUAGAUUGGUCGAAGUACCACUCCAUCAUCAGCAAUAUACUCUUUCGACACCAUGGUCACAUUCAUACGUUCCGUCUUUACAUCCCGAAGGACAAAACUGUUUGUGAAGAAACACUUAAUUUUAGUCCUUGGUUAUCUUUUCUUUCACGGAAUGGUGUCAAAAAGCUUGUACUUCUGAAUCAGCUUGUUACUAUAUUACCUUUGCCAUCUUAUAUAUUUUCUUUCAAGUUAGAAGAGAUGACGCUAGGUUAUUUCACUUUGAAUCCUCCACUUGCUGACUUUAAGCGGUUUGAACGGCUAUGGAAACUUGUACUUUGCGAAAUGAAAUUCAACAUUGACAUCGGGAGUUUGAUUGCGAAUUGCCCCAAUCUUGCUAGGUUAAAGCUAAUGCACUGCACCGGUAUAAACCAUCUUGCUAUAGAUGCGCCAAAACUCAAAAACUUAACUCUCAAAGGCAAACUUGGAUCCUUGGAUUUUAAAAAUGUUCCUACCCUUGUCAUAUUAGAAUUAGCCAUGGAAGGCGAAUGGGAUAACCGUUUAUGUACACAAUUAGCUGAUGCCUUCAAGAAUAUUGCAACUUCCUGUAAACUCACGUUUCUCCAAAUUGGGCUUAGUUUGUCUAAGUUCUUGGCUGCAGGUGGUAUAAUGAGAUCCCUUCCAUUAGCACUCACACAGGUUACUCCAAGCAAAAAUUUAGAUGUUCGGCAUAAAUAUUCUUACGAUAACAAGUUCAAGUUGGAUCAUCUACUUGAGGUGGAAUUUGAGGGCAUUACAGGGUCACGCGCAGAGGUCAAAUUGAUUGAAUAUGUGCUUUCUGUCUCGAAUGUUCUUGAAAAUUUGUUUAUCUUACUUGGAAAGCUUGAUUACAAUUCAGCGUUUGCGUUGGGAAAAGAAUUGAAUGGUUUGGAAAGAGCUUCUCCAAAGAUAUCUACAAAUGUCGAAGGCAGACAUGAUCGCAUCAGCAAUCUGCCAGUGGUACUUGCUGAUAAGAUACUCGAACUGCUGCCACUUAACGAAGCAGCCAAGAUGAGUGUGUUGUCCAAACAAUGGAGGACCAAUUGGUGCUGUCUUAAGAAACUUGUUUUCAAUACGGAUUUCUGGGAUCGGCAGAGUUGCAACUGCAAUGAUGUAGAAUUAGAGUGGGAAACAUACACCAGCAUCGUCAGCAAUAUCUUCCUCCACCACCUUGGACCUUACACGAGUUCUACCGUGUCAUCCCUCGCAUUCGACAAGAUAACAUUUGUUAUCAUGCAACUCUAA
Molecule: messenger RNA, 1491 nt
Organism: Chenopodium quinoa (quinoa)
Lineage: Eukaryota; Viridiplantae; Streptophyta; Magnoliopsida; Caryophyllales; Amaranthaceae
Product: F-box/FBD/LRR-repeat protein At1g13570-like
Exons: 4
Coding region: 1-1491 (496 amino acids)
Molecular function (GO): protein binding
Source: RefSeq, a predicted model, not a curated record